ACAUCGGUCAAUGACAAUUAUUUCUGCUACUUUUCAUCGUUCAUCGUGUUUGAACUUUUUUAAAUAUUUAACCGUACCAUAUAUUAGUAUAUGUACAGAUGUAUCAAUUAAUUCUUGCUUCUAUUUAAUGCAAGCUAUGCUAUGAUAUUGGAGUCCAUUUUUUCGUGCACGAAUCUAACGCUAACAUGUGGUUCGUCAAUUUACAUCUUGAUAAGAUACUCUUACGCUCAGUAUUCGAAAUUAUUAACACAUGUUGCGUGUGCCUGUGCCAGUAUCGCUAUGAUUGGUUCUCGAUCAUUCAUCGUUCUUAUGUACAAACUUUUCUUUAAGGAUUAUACGUUCGAUCCGUUUAUGAUGCAGCUGGAGGAAGAAAGGAACAAAGAACGAUUCAAUGUUAUAGACGAGAUCUUUCGAACCUUGAGCAUGGCCGGCUUAAUUUAUUCUUUGUACUCCUGUCAUGGAUAUUACGCGCUCGGUGUCUGUGUUGUAACUAGCUUAUCAAUUUUAGACUUGUUCAAACUGUACAGAAUAAAGAAGAAACAGACAGAGGAAAUGGAAAUGUCGCGUUUCUACGAUAAUUCAAGUGAAACGAAAGCAACCUAUGAAUCAAGGCUUAACAUAUUCAAUUGGGUAAUUCUUGGUGGAAGUUUCGCGUAUACGGUGGGUAAUAAUUACGCUGUAGUAGCAAAUUAUCCUCUGCUCCUGGCGAAUUGGGCGCUAUCUCCGGAAGGAUUUUAUCAAGGAUGGACCAUGCGACGUACCAUUAACGAUUACUUGAUGGCGACUUACGUCAUGUGCAUGACGGAAGCUUUACGACAAGCUGGCACGUCAUAAAAAUCUUUCUUUCCCUCUGUUGC
This is a messenger RNA of Bombus pascuorum, 857 nucleotides long. RefSeq lists its product as uncharacterized. The record is from RefSeq and is a predicted model, not a curated record. The transcript is spliced from 4 exons. Lineage: Eukaryota; Metazoa; Arthropoda; Insecta; Hymenoptera; Apidae. Bases 142 to 834 code for a protein of 230 amino acids.